This is a messenger RNA of Micropterus salmoides (largemouth bass), 2273 nucleotides long. It is a transcript of the gene osbpl1a, whose product is annotated as oxysterol binding protein-like 1A. The record is from RefSeq and is a predicted model, not a curated record. Gene Ontology annotation, molecular function: cholesterol binding. Gene Ontology annotation, biological process: DNA damage checkpoint signaling. NCBI's taxonomy places the organism in Eukaryota, Metazoa, Chordata, Actinopteri, Centrarchiformes, Centrarchidae. Gene Ontology annotation, cellular component: membrane; cytosol; checkpoint clamp complex.
GUGCGCAGUCUGAAAUUGGAGCAGGAGCUAGAGAAGAAUAAGAUCCUCUCUGAAGCGCUGCAGACUCUCGCCACAGAGCACCACGAACUUGAGCAAUCCGUCGUCAAGGGAUCUUCACCGCGGAGUGCCCUUAGUGAGGAUGAGUUCCACGACGCCGUGUCUGAAUCAGACUCUGAGCGCUCCCUGAGCGGCUUUGAAACGGUGGCCAGCCAUUCCUUUGAGGAGGACGAGGAGGACGAAGGCUCUGUCAUGUUAAGCAGCCCUUGCAGCAGCCCCACCAGCAUGUUGCAGGAGGAUCACCAUGGCGACAAGGAUGAGGCUCAACCCAACGGGAUCACAAAGCACAGGACCAGCUUACCUGCACCAAUGUUUUCAAGAAAUGACUUCAGUAUAUGGAGUAUCCUGAGGAACUGCAUUGGAAUGGAACUCUCCAAGAUUACAAUGCCAGUGAUUUUUAACGAGCCGCUCAGCUUCUUGCAGCGUCUGACAGAGUACAUGGAGCACACUUACCUCAUCCACCAGGCUAACACCUCCUCAGACUCUAUUGAGAGGAUGAAGUGUGUGGCUGCGUUUGCGGUGUCCGCUGUGGCCUCCCAGUGGGAGCGGACAGGUAAACCCUUCAACCCUCUGCUGGGAGAAACCUAUGAACUGGUUAGAGAGGAUUUGGACUUCAGGCUCAUAUCAGAGCAGGUAAGCCACCACCCCCCAGUCAGCGCCUUCCACGCUGAAGGCCUGAAGGAAGACUUUGUGUUUCAUGGAUCCAUCUACCCUAAACUCAAGUUCUGGGGCAAGAGUGUGGAAGCGGAGCCCAAAGGCAUCAUCACUCUGGAGCUGCCCAAGUACAAUGAAGCCUACACAUGGACAAAUCCUACAUGUUGUGUUCACAACAUCAUUGUGGGCCAGCUGUGGAUUGAGCAGUAUGGAAAUAUGGAGGUGAUCAACCACAGAACUGGUGAAAGGUGCUGUCUGAACUUCAAACCAUGUGGUCUCUUUGGCAAAGAACUGCACAAGGUUGAAGGGUAUAUUCUGGAUAAAAGCAAAAAGAAGCUGUGUGCGCUCUAUGGAAAAUGGACAGAGUGCCUGUAUGUUGUUGACCCUGCUGCAUUUGAAGUGCAUAAGAAAAAUGACAAGAAAGGGGCAGGCGAGAAAAAAGGCAGCAAAGAGGGCUGCAGCGAGGGUCAGGAGGAGGUUCCCUCUCCAGCUGCAGACACUGUGGAGAUGAUUCCUGGCAGCCAGCUGCUGUGGAGAAUCGCACCCAGACCAGCCAACUCUGUCCAGAUGUACAGCUUCACGUCGUUUGCAAUGCAACUAAACGAGCUGCGUAAGGAGAUGGAGGGAGCCAUUCCUCAGACAGACUGCAGGCUGAGGCCAGACAUACGAGCCAUGGAGAACGGUGACAUCGACCUCGCCAGUGAGGAGAAGAAAAGGCUUGAGGAAAAACAGAGAGCUACUCGCAAAAACAACUCCAAAUCUGAUGAAGAGUGGAAGACGAGGAGUCCUGCCCUGGGUCCAAGGUGGUUUCAGCAGGGGCAAAACCCCCACACCAACUCCCAGGACUGGCUCUUUUCUGGUGGAUACUGGGACAGGAAAUACAGCCAGCUGCCAGACAUUUAUUAAUGGACAUUUCCUGCACAGAGAAAUUUGCACCUUACAGUUACAAGUUUGUUUUUUUAAUGGAAUAGCUACAGGAACUACAAGCAAUAUGCAAACAGUGUACUUACACUGUGUGGCCUUAAUCAACUUUCUGAUGGGAAAACUGUGGGGGAAAAUGUCCAUAAUCAAUAUUGAAAACUUAUGAAAUGUAAAGAUGACAACACGAAUUGAACUCUCAGUGACCUCAUAAUGCUGUUCACAUUUCCUCUGGAAUCCAAAAUCACAAAAGACCUACAAAAACAUACAGUAUAUUUUCUACAUCAAUAUAACACUUAUAAGAAUUGUCUGGUACUAGUUUUGUUUUGAUUGUUUUAUUAACUGAAUGAUGUGUCUGUUGUGCCCAAUACUUCAUAAGGCACAGCUCUGUAAAUUUAUUAAUAUUUUUGCUGAAAAUCUUAAAUGUGUGUAUCAUACAGCCUGUCAGACAGACUAAAUAAAGUUGAUUGGGUCAUCUUAUGUUGACACUAUUGAAUUUUAAGGCGUUUUGCCUCAGCAUUUAAAGUAUUUUAUUGAAAACUGAAAUAAAACCUUUCCAUGUAUUCAUGUAUGUUUUUACCAUUUAUGUGAAGUAAGCUUGGGAUUUUUAGCGAAAUCUGAAAAUAAAGUGUAAUCUGAUCUAA